UCGUUCAAAUCACCGUCCCCGGGACUGGCAGAGGUACCUCGAAUUUGUUCGGAAGACGUUACAUCCUCGUGUGACUCGGCCUCCAAUUCGCCUACGAACAACAAAGUAAUUCCUAUUGUUAUGUCACAAUGUCGGACCAUAAGUCAUCGCAUUGCAAGUUACAAUAAUAUACGUAAACGAACUAGUAAUCCAUGCAACCUGGUAAAUGUCCCUGUAACUACUAGUAACCUGGAAUAUCACCGAGAUUACUGCGCUGUUCCAUCUCUCUUUGUUACCAAUGCCUGCCACAUAGCUAACAAGGUGGACGAACUGUCUGCAGUGGUUGCGAUAAACAAUCCCUCUGUAAUUUUGGUUACAGAAUCCUGGUUAUCGUCUGAUAUUCCGGAUUCUAUUAUUAACAUAGGAAAUACUUACAAUUCAUAUCGACUCGAUAGACCUACGCAAGGUGGUGGUAUUUUGGCAUACAUUAAAUCUGACCAACCUGCUAAACGCCUUCCUGAACUAGAAGAGGAAGGAAAAGAAGCACUCUGGCUAUUAUUGAAACCACCCAGAAUACCGAGACCCUACAGUUCCGUCAUUGUAGUAGGCGUAUACCACCUUCCAGGUCAAAGUAAAGAGAAUGAACAUGAGAUGUUGGACUACCUAACUCAAAAGAUGGACAUUGCUUUAGCUGAGCGCCCUUCUGCCGGCAUAUUUGUAACUGGGGACUUCAACAAGUUGGACUUGAACCCUUUGUGUCGCCGUUUCAAUCUACGCAAACAGGUCAAGUCGCCCACGAGAAGAAAAAACAUUUUGGACCAGAUACUUACCAAUAUGUCGGAUUUGUAUGACGAAGUUCUUCACAUUCCACCCAUCGGACGUUCCGAUCACCAAUGUUUGAUCUUACCACCCAAAACAAGACAGAAGAUGCCCCCAGUUUCAAAGAAAUAUCGACAAAUGAAACCAGAGAACUUAAACAUUCUGGGACUGAAAAUGAAUCUUGAAGGCUGGGAGAAAGUAUAUUCCGAAUGGGAUGUGGACGACAAGGUCUCAGUCUUUAACUAUAUCGUUAUCUGUAUGCUUGAUGAAGCCUUACCCGUGAGAACAGUUCGCGCACAUUGUACGGACAAACCGUGGAUGACCCCCAAUAUUAAACGUUGAUAAAAGCAAGACAGAGAGCAUUUACGAAAGGGGAGACACCGAAGUAUAAAAGUUUACAUGCAAAAGUUACCAAGCUGAUAUCCAACGCUAAAGCUACGUACUACAAAUCCAAGGCUGAAGGCAACCAUCAAUCCAAUCCCACCAAAUGGUAUAAAACGAUUUACAAGCUAGCGGCAGCAACCGAAAAUCAACAAUCUCUGUCCUCGCCUGAUCACGCUGACCUAAUGGAAAUCGCUGACGGACUACAAAGAAGUUUUACUAAGCCUUGGCUAGGAAUUCAACCAGAUCUUCCCAGACUUCAAGCGGUAGAGCAUUUGCUCAAGGACAGCCACCCACCUCUACCAUCCAUUGGCCAAGUCAAAACCGUCCUAAAACACCUAAAUCCUAGGAAAGCCACUGGGUCGGAUAAUAUCCCUGCAUGGUGUCUUAAACGGUACGCAGAAGAAUUAGCACCAGUGGUCCACGAUAUUGUGGUUGCAAGCAUAGUUCAAUGUAAAUAUCCCACCUCCUACAAGCAUGCAAUCAUUAGUUCCAUACCCAAAGAUCCGUCCACCCACUGA
Molecule: messenger RNA, 1700 nt
Organism: Paramuricea clavata
Lineage: Eukaryota; Metazoa; Cnidaria; Anthozoa; Malacalcyonacea; Plexauridae
Source: the annotation of a GenBank genome assembly